Messenger RNA from Alternaria postmessia, 903 nucleotides. RefSeq lists its product as uncharacterized. The record is from RefSeq and is a predicted model, not a curated record. Lineage: Eukaryota; Fungi; Ascomycota; Dothideomycetes; Pleosporales; Pleosporaceae. The transcript has a single exon. Bases 1 to 903 code for a protein of 300 amino acids.
AUGCAUCUCCUGCAGAAAUGCGAUGCGAACUCUUUCAAGCUAGUCGAGCGCUUCGAUGAUGAAGUUCCAGAAUACGCAAUCCUGUCACAUACCUGGGGGCAUAGCGACGACGAGGUUACGUACCAGGACCUACAAAACGACACGGCCAGAAACAAAAAAGGUUAUAAUAAGCUGUUAUUCUGCGGAAAUCAAGCUUUGAAGGAUGGACUACAAUACUUUUGGGUCGACACAUGCUGCAUCAACAAGCAUAGCAGCGCCGAGCUCUCAGAAGCAAUCAACUCGAUGUUUCGAUGGUACCAAAGAGCUAAUAAAUGCUAUGUGUAUCUAUCGGACGUUGAACUAGAGAACCAGAACGAUAAUAAGAACGCUCUGCAAGGCCGAGAUCGAUGGAAACAAGACUUUGGGAAGAGCAGAUGGUUUACACGUUGUUGGACACUCCAGGAGCUCCUAGCGCCGGAAUCUGUUGAGUUCUUCUCCUCGAACCAUCAAUGGCUAGGAAAUAAACAACAGCUCUAUGAGGAGAUCAUUGAUGUCACUGGAAUUCCUGCAAGGGUCCUUCGUCGCCCACGCGUCAUCUCAGAAUUCGAUGCCAAACAACGCAUGGACUGGGCUCGUAAUCGUAAAGCCAAACGCGAAGAAGAUUAUGCGUAUUCGCUCUUAGGGAUAUGCAAUGUUCACAUGCCACUGAUAUACGGUGAAGGACGUAAGCAAGCGUUUAAGAGACUGCAUAAGGCAAUUAGAGAACGGGAAGAAGAUGAAUCUGAUCAUCCUUACGACCAUUCGACGAGUUCUUCUUCAAAGAAGAACAAUUUAUACACUACCUAUGGCGGCACACAGUACAACAAUACAGGAUCUGGCACACAACUCUCCGGCAGUUUCGCAGGACCAAUCAGUUUCAGAUGA